AUGCGUAUUAGUUUAGUACUAUUAUUAUGUUUUGUUACUGUUAUGGUCAAUUCAGCAAAUACAAGAGUAACACGUCGUCGUGUUAUAUCUACAACAGGACGAAAUUCAACUAAAGCAUCAGCACAAAAAUCAGCUUAUGCUUAUUUACGUAGUGUUCGUGGAAAAAAUUCUUGUACUAGUGGUUCAUGUCCGUUUUGGGAACGACAUGGACGUUCAUUUGCAGCACUUCGAUGUUAUGCAAAACAAUAUCAAGAAUGUACAUGUCUCCAUCGAAUGUGUUUUAGUUCAUGUAUGUUUGAACGUAACAUUUGCAAUAAAGAAAUGGUUUCAUGUUUACGGCAAAUUUGCCCAAGAUGUAUGCCAACAUCAGCAUCGGCUAUGUGUGCUAUUUAUGAUUCAUUGGCUGAACAAGUAGCUAAUGCACUUUCAGUUUUUGCUUGUUAUCCAUGUUGUCCAAUUAUUAACAACGGAGGAUUAAACAAUAAUACAAGUAAUUAUAUAUUUCAUUAUCAUUUGUUUCUCAAAUAUUUGUUUUUGUCUAUGAAAGCUGGAACUUCAGCUAUAGAAACAACAACUAUGCUAGGACCUGAAAGUUCAUCAAUAGUACCAAUCACCACAACAAACGUCUUCACUAAUGCAAACGGUAACGGAAUUCCAAAUAGCAACGGUAACGGUUUUGUAAAUGCAAACGGCAACGGAAUUCCAAAUAGUAACGGUAACGGUUUUGUUAAUGCAAACGGUAACGGAAUUCCAAAUAGCAAUGGUAACGGAUUUAUCAAUGGAAACGGUAAUGGCAUUCCAAAUAGCAACGGUAACGGUUUUGUAAAUGCAAACGGUAACGGAAUUCCAAAUAGUAACGGUAACGGUUUUGUUAAUGCAAACGGUAACGGAAUUCCAAAUAGCAAUGGUAACGGGUUUAUCAAUGGAAACGGUAAUGGUAUUCCUAAUAGCAAUGGUAAUGGUUUUAUUAAUGCAAACGGUAACGGAAUUCCAAAUAGCAACGGUAACGGUUUUGUAAAUGCAAACGGUAACGGAAUUCCAAAUAGCAAUGGUAACGGGUUUAUCAAUGGAAACGGUAAUGGUAUUCCUAAUAGCAAUGGUAACGGUUUUAUUAAUGCAAACGGUAACGGAAUUCCAAAUAGCAACGGUAACGGUGUUUCCAAUGGAAAUGGAAACAAUGUUGUAACUGGUAACGGUAACGGUGUUUCCAAUGGAAAUGGAAACAAUGUUGUAACUGGUAACGGCAAUAUUCCUAAUAGCUAUCCUGGUGUAGUGUUUCCUGGCAGUGAUUUAAUGUUCUACAACAACAACUUUCCUCUCCGAAGUCAACAAGCUUUUAAACAACGAGUCCGACAAACUAUUCCUACAACAAAACGUCGUUUAUCAACGAUUCGUCGAACACCAGUUACUUCUCCAAGAACUCAACGAGUCACUACUGUUCGUGGUAAUAAAGUCAAUAGUGGCGUUCGUAAACCGGUGCAAACACAAAAGAAACCACAAACAAACAAUCGUACCAAAAGUUAA
This is a messenger RNA of Rotaria sp. Silwood2, 1524 nucleotides long. The record is from the annotation of a GenBank genome assembly. NCBI's taxonomy places the organism in Eukaryota, Metazoa, Rotifera, Eurotatoria, Philodinida, Philodinidae.